Messenger RNA from Dichomitus squalens LYAD-421 SS1, 453 nucleotides. RefSeq lists its product as uncharacterized. Bases 1 to 453 code for a protein of 150 amino acids. The transcript is spliced from 3 exons. The record is from RefSeq and is a predicted model, not a curated record. Lineage: Eukaryota; Fungi; Basidiomycota; Agaricomycetes; Polyporales; Polyporaceae.
AUGAAGUCAGACGCGCAGAGAACGCGUGCGGUCGAGACCGUUGACGCCUACUGCGUGGCCCAUCAUCUCCACCUGGUCGCACUUGUGGUGCUCCCCUCGAGCGUCUCGUCGCCGCAUGCCGCGAAGACCCUGCAGAGUAUCCAGGAGGACCUCCACUUCGGCGUCUCAGCGUGGUGUGAAGUUCUCCGUGAAUGCCUCGUUGAGCCCGUGUCCCUAGUCCAGGACUAUGUGGACACGCUCACGGCUGCAUCCGGGCGCGUCGUCAUGGUGCUCUCCUCCGAUCAUCAACCAUGGCCUGCUUCUCUACAUGAGUUGCAGGACAGAACUCUUCUCUCCACCGCCCAGUACUUGCGGCGGGUGCUUGAGCCGUUGGGUAUCAGAGUCUCAACCGUUUCCACUGGGCCCUCAGCCCCAGCCACCGCUUCUUCCACGACAUUUGCGGAGGCCAGGUGA